Molecule: messenger RNA, 4992 nt
Organism: Cydia pomonella (codling moth)
Lineage: Eukaryota; Metazoa; Arthropoda; Insecta; Lepidoptera; Tortricidae
Gene: MFS3
Product: sialin
Exons: 11
Coding region: 792-2294 (500 amino acids)
Biological process (GO): transmembrane transport; monoatomic anion transport
Molecular function (GO): transmembrane transporter activity
Source: RefSeq, a predicted model, not a curated record
AAUCGACCCUGUAUGUGAAGCCUGUAAUUGAUAGGCUGACUAAGCUUCAAAAUUAUAAGUAAGGCUGCGUCUUAAAAAAAAGCAUGUGCUAAGAAUCAAUGUUCUAAUUUAUGUAAAUGUUUAAUAACAUUACAGUAUCAUUAUAAUCUUUAACUGCGUAAAAUGGAGUGGCCUGCUUUGCAAUAGCAGUGACAUCUAUUACAUUUAAUUACAACUACUGAGCUGCUGUACAGAGAAAAGAAAAUGUUUCAGGAAAACUCCUAGAGAUGGCAGAAAUAUCACAUUACAGGUCAAACGAGGAAACUAGAAAGGAAAAAUAUUUCCUUAUAGAGGGUUAGAAUUUCAGGAUUCGCGAUGCGUAAUAAGUAGUCAGAAAUCUUAAUUACUGACGCAAUAUGCAAAUUUAAGCCAAAUAAGAUCAAAAGACGCCUCACAUGUUAUUAAUAGACUCUACGUAGUAAAUUGGCUAGGUUAAAUUGAUAGUGAAAAUUAUUUUCAGUUUCAUUGAUCCCGCCUGUUUGUGAAGGUCACCUUGAGCGCGAAAGCUCAAAUGGGAACAAGUUCGGUGGAAGCGCCACACCACGGAGAAGCUCCGUGCAUGACGCCGCGCACGUACCUACGGUUUACACUUUGAUAUUUAACGUAAAUACGCAUUUAAACAGACAGAGUAGAUUUCACCAUGUUACUGAAUGGUUGCGCAUCGUGUCAAUAAUAUACGCGGUACCGGUUUGGUGAAUUAAGUUAUUAAACAUUUAUUGGACAGUUGAUAAACUUUAUUAAUAGAAGUGAAUAUGGACGUGCCGGCAAAGGGAAAUGUUUUGGGCAGGGUCGUACCAGCGCGGUACAUACUCGCCAUCCUCGGCUCCAUCGCCAUGGCCAUCGUCUACGGGCUGAAGGUCAACUUAUCCGUGGCCAUGGUCGGCAUGCUCAACUACACCGCCAUCAAGACGUUAGAGGGUGAUGCAGGAAGCCACUCUGCUGCUGUUGACUCUAGCAACGACUGCGGAAGUAAGAGCACUGGGAACACCACUCAUCAGGAAAUCGAUGGUCCAUUUACGUGGGGUAGCACGACGCAAGGCAUCGUGAUGAGUUCUUACUUUUGGGGGUACUUCAUCUCGCAGGUUCCUGGGGCGCGAAUAGCAGAGCUUUUCUCAGCCAAGUGGGUGAUGUUCUUUAGCGUCACCAUCAAUGUCGUAUGCACGUUACUUACACCAGUUAUGGCUGAGUGGGCCGCCGCAGCCGCCGUGGUCAUGAGAGUCGGCGAGGGGAUUGGUGGGGGCGUCACCUUUCCCGCCAUGCACGUACUACUGUCAAAAUGGGCGCCGCCAGCCGAGCGGAGUGUCAUGGCGGCCCUAGUGUAUGCCGGAACGUCGCUAGGCACCGUCAUUUCCAUGCUGCUGGCGGGCAUACUCACAGCUCAGCUGGGUUGGGAGAGUGUAUUCUAUGUUAUGGGGGGACUGGCAGCGAUCUGGUGCUUGCUGUGGGUGAUACUGAUUCAAGAUUCUCCGCAGCAGCAGCCUCUUAUCAGCGCAGAGGAGCGCAACAUGAUCGUCACGUCUUUAGGAGGGAAGAGUGAUGAUCACGGUCAUAAGAACCUGCCAGUACCAUGGCGUGCGGUGCUGACAUCACCUCCAUUCCUGGCCAUCCUGGUGGCGCACGCGUGCUCCAACUGGGGCUGGUACAUGCUGCUCAUCGAGCUGCCCAUGUACAUGAAGCAAGUCCUCAAGUUCGAAAUGACUGAGAAUGCCGUUACCACCGCUUUGCCAUUCCUGACCCUUUGGUUCUUCAGCAUGGGGCUCAGCAAGACCCUGGACUGGCUGCGAGGACGCGGCAACAUCACCACAACAACGGCUAGGAAAAUUGGCACUUUGUUUGCUUCUGUGGUCCCAGCGAUCUGCCUGUUGGCGGUCUGCUAUAUCGGCUGCAACCGUGCAGCAGCCGUGGCCCUCAUGGCGAUCGGAGUUACCUGCGUCGGCGGCAUGUUCUGCGGCUUCCUGUCUAACCAUAUCGACAUAGCGCCUAACUUCGCAGGAACCUUGAUGGCGAUCACGAACACCAUAGCCACGAUCCCUGGCAUCGUCGUCCCUAUAUUCGUUGGCGAAAUAACCAAAGGCAAUAAAACCAUAACCGCCUGGCGUGUGAUAUUCUUCGUGACCAUAGCCUUAUACGUGAUCGAGAUCCUGGCGUACACGAUCUUCGGCUCCGGAGAGGAGCAGCCCUGGAACAGGGUGCCGCAGGAGGAGCCCGCGGAAAACAAGCCGCUUAACAAUGAUACUGAGAAAACACACGUGUAAACUAAUUCAGAGGCAACUGGAGUGAUCAUUUCUACACACACGUAUUCGCCUCUUUACUCCGUAGUUUUUGACCCUAGAGCAAUUAUUUUAUCAACACAUUAAUAUUAUCAGUAUCGGUAUCGAACUGUUUUGCUUUUUUUUAAGCGCUAAAGCUCUUCUAAGAUUGCCUAAAGGAACAGAAAGAGAAGCCUGGUAUUAAAAUCUGAUAUCAACGAGCAAAACGCAAAACAGUCCGAAACGGGAUAUUUAGUUAUCAUUUAGAUUUUUCUAAGAUUCGUUACUGUUGGUUAAGUUUUGGAGGAAGAAACACUCGAGUAAGAGACCUCGAUUUUUACGCAUUCGUUUUUUGGAUUUGUUUAUUCUGUCUCAGUUUGUUUUACGUGAGUUAAUCUGGUGUUUACAGAUUAACUCACGUAAAACAAAAAAAACAAGCCCUUUCUAUUUCUUAUGUCAAAAUUGCGUUAAAAAUUCAGCGGCUUAUUCUUUGUGUGUAGUUUUUCAGUUACCGAUCACGAACCGUAAAAUGGUGUAUUAUAUCUAUAAGUAUAUUUUAUGUCACGUGUCAAAGUACUAAGGACUUUAAAAGGAUAUCGGUUAUCUUUAUAGUAUUGAGACAGCCUUAGCAUGACUUGCGAAGUCGUGCGCGACUCCAGAUGUCAAGCGCGACUUCAAGUAUGAAGUCAUGGUAAGCGGUCUGUAUUUAUUUAGAACAAUUAAUAUAAGUUUUUUUAAGCUUUUGAUGUAAUAACUUUUAAAUAUUUACUAUUAUUCUUGUCGGCUACAUACAAUAUUUAGUAAGAUUGUAAGCAAAGUCAUGUACUUAGGUUAAAACCUAUUAGACCUAUGAUUUAUUUCAAACGUUCCAGAAUUGUCUUUAUUAUUAUGAAGUAGGUAGAGUCCGUCUAAACUAACUUUGCUCCGAUUUGAACAGAACAAAGUGAGGGAGGGUUGACAUUAAUGAUGACAUCGCCACAUUUUGUCAUUAAAAAUGGCAUGCAGAGUUAGCUUGGUCCGACUCUAAUAACUUUUAUAUGUGACGUUUCACAGUUAAAGGUACCUUAUGGCGGAUGGCGCGUAGCGUAGCACCGCACUAGUAUUGCAGCCUCGUUAAUAAUGUCGUAAGCGCCAACUGCCGAAGGUACCUUUACCCGUGGAACGCCACAUAUUGUCACGUUUUUUUAAAAUGUUAGCAAUGUAAUGUAAAAUCAAAAAUAAAUAAAUAAAUCUAAGUUUGAUAUUAUCGACAGACAUUAAGCUACAACUCAACAAUAAUGCAUAAAUAGUAUGUAAGCAUUUAUAAACCGUGUUUUUUUAUUUCCGUUAAUUUCAACGGUGCAUUCUUGAGCUUAAAUGAAGUAACUUUUUCAAAGACAUCAGUAUUCUAUAGUACUUACGGUUUUUUAACAUUAGAAAGAAGGUAAGCGAUCUUGACGUGUCUUUAUUACAAAUUACUUUUGAAAAAUAAUUCACAGCAAAAUAUGUAACAAUUACAAAUCAUAUACGAUCUUUUGCAUUAUUUUGCUUUCAUAAGUAAUAUAAACAAAUUUGAAUGCUUUUUUCAAUAAUUUUCAAUAAAAAGGCACGUCAAGUUUGUUACCUUUUUUCUAAUUCUAAAAUAAACGAAAUAUAAUUAACUCCAUUUCGCAGAUAAUAACUUAUUUUUAUCUGAGUAGGCCCUUACGAGCGUGUGCGCUUGCCCUAGGGCCUGUUUACAUAUUGAUUAUGAUUAGUGUUUAGUACGGUCACGUCUGAAAAUAUCGAUAUGGACAAACGUGCCAGAAAUAUGUAUACCCUACCCCAAUAUAUAUGGGCCAUAAAGUCGUGUAUACAUAUUUUUGGCACUUCAAUCGUGUCAAUGUUUUCAGACGUGACUGUACGAGUUUAUACAUUUGCUACUAAACUUACGUACUAUCUCGGACGAUCGAUGUUCGAUAUGACACAGUUUUCAAUUGUUUGGUUGGGAUAAAAGUAAUGUCCGUGUUACAACGCUUAUAUGCAACAUUAAUAUAUUUUUUCAAAAAAAAAAAAUACAACGCCAUCUAGUUUCCUUAAACAUACCCAUGCCCGUAAGUUAAAGGAAUUAAAAAAAACACGGUAUAGGAAGUAAGAUUAAUAAAUAAUUUUAUACGUAUAUAUUUUACACGAUAUUAUAUAUGUAUUAUGAAAAAUAUACCGAGACGCUGUAUGUCGUAUGAAAAUUUAUAAAAAUAUUUAAAAUGAUAAAACUAAUCCAUUUAGAUGUCAAUUUAUAAAAACACAUUUCCUAAUUUUUAGAAUUUGAACAAUGACGAUUUUUAAAGUUAUGUAUGUUACAUAACCAUGUCUAUUCAGCUUGUACUUAUACCUAUGUAUUUUGUACUUACAUAUACUUAAUAUAAUAUAGGUGGCUUGCCAAAGACAUACUUUAUAAGAGAAUUUAAUUUUUAGAUUUAGGACAAGAUAAAUAGAUAUCUAGAGUAAGAUAAAUAAGAUAAUAUUAAUAUGUCCAUGACAUUUUUGCAGCAUUAUAUACUAAUAAUUCAGCCUCUAUGCGUCCCACUGCUGGGCACAGGCUUCUCAUGCGCGAGAGGGCUCGGGCUAUAGUCUCCACGCUAGCCCAAUGCGGAUAAAUAAAUAAUGCAUUUGCUUUUGUCAUUUUCUACAAACAUUAAAAUUAUUUUACUUAUUUUAUAAAUAAAUUGAUGUAUUGCUAAACCAA